Messenger RNA from Oryzias latipes (Japanese medaka), 2629 nucleotides. It is a transcript of the gene sepsecs, whose product is annotated as Sep (O-phosphoserine) tRNA:Sec (selenocysteine) tRNA synthase. Gene Ontology annotation, molecular function: tRNA binding; O-phosphoseryl-tRNA(Sec) selenium transferase activity. Lineage: Eukaryota; Metazoa; Chordata; Actinopteri; Beloniformes; Adrianichthyidae. Gene Ontology annotation, biological process: selenocysteine incorporation; conversion of seryl-tRNAsec to selenocys-tRNAsec. The record is from RefSeq and is a predicted model, not a curated record.
ACGUGAUCUAAAAAUGUCACGUGACAGCAGCAACUGUUGUCCUUCUGUUUCUGACUGACACUUUUCCUCGUUUCCUCGUUCUCCCUACAGUAGUUGUCACUUUUGCUUCAUCUGCCUCAGUGGUAAAUGCGAAACAGACUUGAGACAAAGGUGUUCUGGAAUAAAAUACUCAAAAAAGGGCAGUACAGCAUUGCAAAUAUAUGAAGAAAUGAACAGUGAAAACUUCCUCCUGAGUGAGAAAAUAGUGUCGCCCUCCUAUGUUCGGCAGGGGUCACAGGCCCGACGUGGCCAUGAGCAACUCAUCAGACAAUUAUUGGAACAGGGUAAAUGCCCCGAAGAGGGAUGGAGCGAAAGCACAGUAGAGCUUUUCCUGAACGAGCUGGCCGUGAUGGACAGCAACAACUUCCUGGGGAACUGUGGCGUAGGCGAGAGAGAGGGCAGGGUGGCGUCCGGCCUCGUGGCACGCCGACAUUACAGGUUAAUCCAUGGCAUUGGUCGUUCAGGAGACAUUGCUGCUAUUCAGCCUAAGGCUGCGGGCUCCAGCCUGCUCAACAAACUCACCAAUUCUGUUGUGCUUGACAUCUUAAAGCUUUCAGGUGUCCGGAGUGUGGCAAGUUGCUUUGUUGUUCCCAUGGCAACAGGGAUGAGCUUGGCUCUUUGCUUCCUCACCCUUCGUCACAGGAGACCCAAAGCACGCUACAUCAUUUGGCCUCGCAUCGACCAGAAGUCCUGUUUCAAGUCGAUGAUCACGGCAGGCUUUGAACCCGUCGUCGUGGAGAAUGUCCUCGAUGGCGACGAAUUGCGAACAGACUUGGAGGCGGUGGAGCGGAAAGUGGAAGAGCUCGGCGCCGAGAACAUUCUGUGUGUUCACUCCACAACGUCUUGUUUUGCACCGCGAGUCCCUGACAGCCUGGAAGAGCUGGCUGCUAUGUGUGCCAAACACAACAUUCCUCACGUCGUCAACAAUGCAUACGGAGUGCAGUCGUCCAAAUGCAUGCAUCUGAUACAACAGGGGGCUCGUGUGGGAAGAAUUGAUGCCUUCGUUCAGAGUUUGGACAAGAACUUUAUGGUUCCAGUAGGUGGCGCCAUAAUUGCUGGUUUUGAUGCAGCUUUCAUAGAGGAGAUUAGCAAGAUGUAUCCAGGUCGAGCCUCCGCUUCACCUUCACUGGACGUCCUCAUCACCCUCCUCACCACGGGAGCAAACGGCUACAAGAAGUAUCUGUCAGAGAGGAAGGAGAUCUACUCCAUUCUGGCUGAGGAAUUGAAAAGACUGGCGUCUGCACACGGGGAAAGAUUGCUGCACACGCCUCAUAACCCCAUUUCUCUGGCAAUGUCUCUAGAUGGCCUUCAAGCCACCAGCGACAAAGCAGUGACUCAGCUGGGCUCCAUGCUGUUUACCCGACAAGUUUCUGGAGCCAGGGUCAUACCACUUGGUAAGGAGCAGACCAUAAAUGGAUAUACAUUUCGUGGGUUUAUGUCGCACUCCGAGUCCUACCCCUGCCCCUACCUCAACGCGGCCUCGGCCAUCGGCAUCACUCGGGAAGAUGUGGCGCUGUGCAUCAAAAGGCUGGAUAAAAGCCUGAAGGCUCUGAAGAAGGAGGGAAAAGCAGCGAGGAGCCCUUCUCCAUUAGCCUCACAGAAUCUCUGAACGUGGUGACAUCCAGAGAUGAAACUAUCAGCAGCUUGUUUGUUCAAGCAUAGGAAUUCAGAUAUUUAUUAAUAAACCUGGACAGGUUCGCUGCCUUUGAUUGCACAACACCUGCCUUUAAAUCUCUAAGGAGCAAAAUGGCCUUUUGCCUCUAUAGCUAUAAUUUAAUAAACUGUCAAACUGUUUUCUGUUUUUUUUUUUUCAUUUUUAGAUCAUGUUUUAUUAAAAAAAGAAGAUUAAAAGAUUGAGCUUCAUGUAGCAAUUUCUCUGAAUUAAAAGCGUCUCAUAAUUGAGCGGGGAGUCUUAGCAUGUAAUAUUGUCGUAGCAUUAGGCAGACAGAUGGUGCAUAAUGAAUUUAUGUUCUCUUUUUGGCAUAAAUUAGCCCCCCUUCUCUGACUGAUAUACCAAACAAUCUAAUUGCUGAUCCAUUAACUCCAUCUGAACUCUGUAAUGGACUGUCUGUUAUGUUUUUAGGUUAUAUAACGAAUCAUUUUAAAUGAAUUAACAGCUAAGUAGACCAAAGAAUCAUCUGUGACCAGACAAGGAAGUGCGUAUGUUCAGAGUUUGAAUCAACACCGUAUGCAAGAGGCUCAGGUAAAAAAAAUCUGAUCAUGUUGGGAUAUUCCACGUCUCCUCUGUGCUCAGAAGCAGCCGCGUCUGUGCAGAUGUUGCUCUUCGUCUUGCUAUUAGUAAUGCAGGUCACAGAUGCUGUGUAGCGGCAGAGCCGCCUCAGCCGGCAGCCUUCAGAAAGGGGGGCUGCUCUCUGAUAGUUAUGCCGUUGUAUCAGCACAUUCCACUGUUCCAGAGCUGUACUGAGGCACUGAGAGAAGAGAGGGAGAAAAAACCCUACUGCCUCUGAUGCUGCUGUCACUAUGCAGCAAUGCAUGUCAAUGAUGAUCAGUCAAAAUGAAUGUGAGCUUUAAUGAUCUGAAAUCUGUGUUUUUAUGUGCAGAAAUGGAAAAUAUAUGUAUAUAAGCGCAA